GCUUCUCGAUCUGCAGUGGGAAAACUAGCUCGCGGGGAAAAAUUAAUGGGGGAGGAGUGCAAGGGCGGCUCGCCGGCGCCGCUGGUGGUGCGCGGAGAGGAUGACGGAGAGGUCGACGAGGCGGCGGCGGCGGAGAAGCUGUACGAGGACGUGCCGCCGAUGCCGCUCAUGGCGCUGAACCACAUCUCCAGGCUCUGCAAGUCCGUCGACGCCUCCGUCCGCUUCUACGUCAGGGCGCUCGGCUUCGUCCUCAUCCACCGCCCUCCCGCCCUCGACUUCUCCGGCGCAUGGCUUUUCAACUACGGGGUCGGGAUCCAUCUGGUCCAGCGAGACGACGCGCGGCGAGCCCCCGACGUCAGCCCCGCCGCCGGCGAGCUCGACCCCAUGGACAACCACAUCUCGUUCCAGUGUGAGGACAUGGGGGCAAUGGAGAGGAGGCUGAAGGAGAUGGGGAUCAAGCACAUGAAGCGGACCAUCAACGAGGAGGAAGGGUCGCCCAUCGACCAGCUCUUCUUCAAGGACCCCGACGGCUUCAUGAUCGAGAUCUGCAACUGCGAGAACCUCGAGCUCGUCCCCGCUGGCGCCCUCGGCCGCCUCCGGCUGCCCCGCGACCGCCACAACCCGCCGCUCCGCAUCCCCACGGACGCCGCCGCCGCCGACGACUAGCUCUGCAUGCGUAUGAACUACGAAGAAUAUAUUAGCACGGGCAUGUUAAUUAACUUUCUGCUUGAUGUCCUGCUUGUGUACGUGCUCCCGAAUGUACACAUGUUUCCACCGUUCGAUUGUUA
Messenger RNA from Brachypodium distachyon (stiff brome), 788 nucleotides. RefSeq lists its product as uncharacterized. The record is from RefSeq and is a predicted model, not a curated record. Lineage: Eukaryota; Viridiplantae; Streptophyta; Magnoliopsida; Poales; Poaceae. The transcript is spliced from 3 exons. The coding region runs from base 46 to 666 and encodes 206 amino acids.